UUGUGCCGGGAGGUGCGGGCGCCGCCGUUGCUCCGAGCCGGAGCCAUGCGGGAGGCGGGCAGCCUGUGCCUGGCGCUCCUGCUCCCGGUGGUGGCCGGGCUGGAGUUCAGCUAUCACCACAGCGAGCAGCUGGAGACCUUCCUGAAGGAGGUGCACCAGCAGCACCCCUCCAUCACCGCCCUGCGCAGCAUCGGGCGGUCCGUGGCAGGUAGAGACCUGUGGGUUCUUGUUGUGGGAAGGUUUCCAACCCAACAUACCAUUGGCAUACCAGAGUUCAAGUAUAUUGCUAAUAUGCAUGGGGAUGAGACAGUUGGGAGGGAGCUGCUGCUCCAUUUGAUAGACUUCCUGGUGACCAAUGAUCAGAGCGAUCCAGUCGUUACAAGGCUAAUCAAUAGCACGCGGAUUCAUAUCAUGCCAUCAAUGAACCCGGAUGGAUUUGAAGCUACAACAGUGCAUGACUGUUAUUACUCAGAAGGAAGGUUCAAUAAGAAUGGGGAAGAUCUGAAUAGGAAUUUCCCUGAUGUCUUCAACAGUAACAAUGUCACAAUCCAGCCAGAGACUCAAGCAGUGAUAAAUUGGAUACAAAAUGAGACAUUUGUUCUUUCAGCUAACUUGCAUGGUGGAGCACUGGUUGCCAGUUAUACAUUUGAUAAUGGUAACCCAGCUACUGGAUUUUUACAAGGCUAUAGCAGAUCACGAGAUGAUGAUGUUUUCAUACACCUUGCAAGAACCUACUCUUCCAACCAUGCCAGCAUGUACAAAGGGAAUGAAUGUGGGAAUAAACCAGUCUUUCCAUAUGGCAUUACAAAUGGGUAUGCUUGGUAUCAACUGAAAGGUGGGAUGCAGGAUUACAACUACAUCUGGGGACAAUGUUUUGAAAUUACGUUGGAGUUGUCAUGCUGUAAAUAUCCACCAGCAAGUCAACUUCAGGCCUUCUGGAAUGACAACAAAGCUGCUUUGAUUGAAUACAUUAAACAAGUUCAUCUCGGUGUAAAAGGUCAAGUUCUUGACAGGCAUGGACAGCCUAUACCAAAUGUAAUAGUGGAAGCCAAAGGAAGGGAACAUAUCUGUCCGUAUAGAACCAAUCGACAUGGAGAAUAUUACCUUCUCCUCCUGCCUGGAAGCUAUGUGCUUAAUGCUACAGCACCCGGAUCUGGAUCAAUACUAAAGACACUGCUAGUACCAAACAGUCCUGAAAACUUCAGUGCUUUGAAAUAUGACUUUGUUUUCCCAGAGGUCUCCACCCUAGCAAGAGAUGCUUCAUGCCCUAUCAAACCUCUUUAUCAGGAUUUUGAAAGCAUUUCAGCAGCAGUAAAACCUACUUUGCAUUUCUUGGCUUUAAUGACUGUUUUGUAUACAGUUUUCAAAUAAAGCCAUGGAUGAAUUAGGUGAGACUUGAAGACAUUAUCUCUAGCACAUCAAUGCACAAAUGUGUUUAAGAGCUAAAAGUUGUAUUUGCAAAAGUGUGUAUAUUGUAUAAUUGAAUACCUAAGAUUUUUUUUA
Molecule: messenger RNA, 1503 nt
Organism: Terrapene triunguis (Three-toed box turtle)
Lineage: Eukaryota; Metazoa; Chordata; Testudines; Emydidae
Gene: CPM
Product: carboxypeptidase M
Exons: 9
Coding region: 46-1371 (441 amino acids)
Biological process (GO): proteolysis
Cellular component (GO): cell surface
Molecular function (GO): metallocarboxypeptidase activity; zinc ion binding
Source: RefSeq, a predicted model, not a curated record